AACGUACCCAACUUAAAACCCAAUACGGCGUCGUUCUCCAACAAUUCAUCUUCUCUUUUGUCGACUUCGACUCCUUGAUUUCGGAGCGUGGUUUCUUCUUACUUCAGAACUAGGGUUUUUUCCUGGGAUUCUCGAAUCGAUAAAAAAAGCCAUGUCUGAACGACAAGACACAGGAGAUGUUUCUCUUUCCGUCAAACACGAGGAAGAUGUUUCACCUGAAUCUUUAGCUUGGGCUGAUUCCUGCAUCAUUAGCUUCCCUGAUGAUUCAGACAACAACGACUGGGGAACGUUUAGAGAUGCUUUAACAGAGAUCAUUGAUAUCCAUCCACAGAUCUUUGUUCCGACAGAAUCAACAACAAGUGUCCGGUCUCAAGACGAGGUUAUGACAGAACCCGAGUCAGUUCAGAUACCACAAGCUGCUGACAGUUCAUCGAGGGAACAAGUCAGCGAGAUUGUCUCUUUGCUGAACUUUGAAUCAGACCCGUCCAAGAACUCUUUGCCAGAUCACUACUUUCCAGCUGAGAACAGAACAAAUCAUGGACCAGUGGACAAUCAUCAUACCACAGGUAUUGAAAGUAUAGAAGAGGAUGGUUCUGUGAGCAACGGAGAGGCGGAUGAAGAAGAACCAGAGUCUGAAACGCCUCAAGUCUUCAAGGAUGAUUUCAUGAGCGGUUACGUUGAAGACAACAACAACGCUGAAGAAGUUGAUAUUUUAGAGGAUCCCGAUAAGCUUACUCCGCAAGAGAUUUUCAAGGUGUGGGAUCUUAAGAUCGUGGGAGAAGAUGAUGAGGAAGAUGGGUUGGUGAUGCAAGUGAAGCAAGCACUCGAUGAGUCUUCCACGAUCCAGCUACCCAUUGUUGAUGAUCAUGUUGUUGUGGAGAAGAGUUAUAUCGAUGAUCUGAUAGCUGGGAUUACGGAUCUGUCUCUGACAGAAACGUUUGAGUGAAGAAACGAUUAAGUCAAAUGUAUCUGUUAAUUUGACAUCAGUAAACUCUCUUUUUGUUUUUA
This is a messenger RNA of Raphanus sativus (radish), 1008 nucleotides long. RefSeq lists its product as uncharacterized. Lineage: Eukaryota; Viridiplantae; Streptophyta; Magnoliopsida; Brassicales; Brassicaceae. The record is from RefSeq and is a predicted model, not a curated record. The coding region runs from base 152 to 946 and encodes 264 amino acids. The transcript has 2 exons.